AUGAGUGGACCCAAAAUCUUGGACAGACUUUCUGCACUCGAUACCAACACCGUAUCUGAUGCCCUAGACUUCCUCGGUCUCAAAGGUGCCACAUAUGGCCUCCUCCCACUCUGGGACUGCCCAAAGAUUGUUGGACGCGCCAGCACAGUCAAAGUGGGCCCGAAGACAGAUGAGGCUCCUACAACCCAUCUCUUGACCCCCGUUAUAGAUGCUGUCACAACAGACGAUCGCAUUCUCGUUAUCUCUGGGGGUCUAGAGGGAAUUUCGUGUUGGGGCGAUAUCAUUGCCAACGCAUCGAAAGUCAAGGGCAUCCGUGGAACCAUCAUUGAUGGCAUGAGUCGGGAUAUCGAUGGCAGUCGUGACGCCGAAUACCCCGUGUACGGCCUUGGUGUGACCAUGAUCAGCGCACGCAAUCGACUGGUACAAGUUGAUUCGGGCACACCCCUGAAAGUACGAGGCGUCACGGUCCACCAAGAUGACUAUGUGAUCGCGGAUCGAUGCGGGACUGUCUUUGCCCCGUCCGCACGCAUUGAGGAGAUUCUGGACUUAGCUGAGAGGAUAGACCGUCGGCAGAACGGUAUGGUUGAAGCCGUUCGAGCUGGCCGACCCGUUUCUGAGGUCAUGCACGAUAGCCAGUUCGAGGCUAUUAACGUUAACAAGUCAUCGCACAAAGUGAAGGCGGCCCAAGCUGUUAAACAAGGCCCAAGGGAUCCUAGUGCUGAGGAUCAAGAGUUGGUCGUCUUGUUUGCUGGCUCAGACACCCCUGCCGUCUCUGAUGCACUUGACAAACUUGGUAUCCCUGGACAGGCGCUCGGUAUCAUGCCUUUGACUGAUUACAAAAAGGUCACUGUCGGACCAGCCUUCACAGUCCGCUACGUGCCAGCCAGUGAUCCACCAGGAAGUGUUGGCGACUUCAUUGACGAUGUGGCCAUUGGCGAUGUAGUCGUCAUCGACAAUGGUGGUCGCACUGACUGUACAGUCUGGGGCGAUAUCAUGACACAGUACGCCGGCCUCCGAGGCAUCGCAGGUUCUGUUAUUGAUGGUGUCUGUCGCGAUGUGAACCGUGCUCUUGAGGAUGAUUACCCUCUCUUCACGGCUGGACGCUGGAUGCGAACGGGCAAGGACCGGGUUCAAGUCGGAGGUGUUAAUGAGUCAAUUGGUAUUGGGAAGGUCCGGGUCAACUCUCGCGAUAUUGUGGUUGCCGAUGCGAACGGUGUGGUUAUUGUUCCGCGAGCUCGGGCUCGCGAAGUAGCUAAAAUUGCACGACAGAUUGAGGAGAGCGAAGUUGGUAUCCGCGAAAUGAUUGCUGCGGGAGCCACGAUCGCGGAGGCGAGAGCGAAGUCCGGUUACCAUACGCUACAGCGGAAGGGAUAG
This is a messenger RNA of Penicillium longicatenatum, 1374 nucleotides long. RefSeq names its product RraA family protein. Lineage: Eukaryota; Fungi; Ascomycota; Eurotiomycetes; Eurotiales; Aspergillaceae. Bases 1 to 1374 code for a protein of 457 amino acids. The record is from RefSeq and is a predicted model, not a curated record. The transcript has a single exon.